AUGGCAAUGAUGUCCCAAAUGACGAACCAACUUCGGGAACUUGGGGAAACACUGGAGGGCCAGCACACUGGGCUCCAGGAAUCCGUGAGCAAGAUCAUCACAAAAGAAGACUUCGCGAAUUCAAUUAAGGCUCUGCAGUACAAGCUGGAUGUGGGAUUAAACAGAAUGGAGGAACUUAGGACGAGACGCAUCGACGGAUCCGAGAACUUCAAUAGAACCUGGAAUGACUAUAAAUCUGGAUUUGGGAAUGUCAGUGGAGAAUUCUUCAUCGGACUGGAAAAAUUGCAUCGGAUGACUGAGGCACGACCCCACGAACUCUUCAUUAAACUUGGGAUGGUUAAUGGAUCCACCAGCUACGCUCAUUAUGAUGACUUUAAGAUUGGAAGUGAGGAGGAAGUGUACGAGUUGAAGAAUCUAGGGAAAUAUUCUGGUGAAGCCGGAGACUCACUCACAUACCAUAAGAACAAAAUGUUCUCUUCAUUUGAUCGGGAUAAUGACAAUUGGAAGGAAGGAAAUUGUGCCUCUAAAUUCGGUGCAUGGUGGCACAAUAACUGUUCAUUCAGUUCGCUCAAUGGAAAAUACUUGAAAGAAGGCAAAGGUUAUGGUGGAAUUAAUUGGGGCUCAUGGCAUAACGACGACUGGCAGAUAUCACUAACGUUCACUGAAAUAAUGAUAAGACCCAAGUCCUUAUGA
Molecule: messenger RNA, 693 nt
Organism: Drosophila rhopaloa
Lineage: Eukaryota; Metazoa; Arthropoda; Insecta; Diptera; Drosophilidae
Product: fibrinogen C domain-containing protein 1-like
Exons: 3
Coding region: 1-693 (230 amino acids)
Source: RefSeq, a predicted model, not a curated record